This is a messenger RNA of Laetiporus sulphureus 93-53, 779 nucleotides long. Its product is annotated as flavo protein. Lineage: Eukaryota; Fungi; Basidiomycota; Agaricomycetes; Polyporales; Laetiporaceae. The record is from RefSeq and is a predicted model, not a curated record. Gene Ontology annotation, molecular function: FMN binding; phosphopantothenoylcysteine decarboxylase activity. The transcript is spliced from 5 exons. Gene Ontology annotation, biological process: coenzyme A biosynthetic process. Gene Ontology annotation, cellular component: phosphopantothenoylcysteine decarboxylase complex. The coding region runs from base 25 to 606 and encodes 193 amino acids.
GAAGGCUUCACGCACGUCCUUCUCAUGACCACAGGAAGUGUGGCUUCUAUCAAAGCCCCUCUUAUUGUUUCUGAACUACUGUCUUACGCGAAUGUGAAGGUCGAAGUCGUAUCGACGAAAGCCUCUAUCGCCUUCUUCGACGCAGCUGCAGUUGAGAAGGCUGGCGCCCGAGUCUGGAUAGACCAAGACGAGUGGGCGGAGGAUGGAGGCUACAGGAUGGGCGAUCCGAUUCUGCACAUCGAGUUGCGCCGUUGGGCGGACGUCGUCCUCGUCGCACCUUGCUCCGCCAACACACUCGCUAAGAUUGCCCAUGGCAUUUGUGACAACCUGGUGACAUCACUCCUCCGCGCACUCGCUCCUACCACUCCAACUUACGUCUUCCCCGCUAUGAACACACUGAUGUACGAGCAUCCCUUGACUAGUGAACAUAUUCAUAUUUUGCGGGAGGUAAUCGGAUAUGAGGUCCUUGGCCCGAUUGGCAAAAAGCUUGCUUGUGGGGACGUAGGAUUGGGAGCCAUGAUCGAGUGGAAAGACAUUGUCCAAAUUGUCCUUGACAAGUUCGCUUUGGUGAAGAGACCGUUCGUAGCAUCUGUAGCUCAAGGCUGAUACUCACUGACAUAUCUUGGAGACCCAAAUGACCCUGCUCUCUGUUGCCGUUGCACGCAGAUCCUGCAUAUCACCGCUAGGUACACCCUUGUACAAUCAUUGUAAUAUACACCGAUGAAACUCUCACGUCUUGUUUGGCAUCCUGCACACAGUCCACCUCCCCUCUACGCCCU